Molecule: messenger RNA, 2198 nt
Organism: Salvelinus sp. IW2-2015
Lineage: Eukaryota; Metazoa; Chordata; Actinopteri; Salmoniformes; Salmonidae
Product: alpha-tocopherol transfer protein-like
Cellular component (GO): membrane
Molecular function (GO): phosphatidylinositol bisphosphate binding
Source: RefSeq, a predicted model, not a curated record
GUGACGCAGCUCAUCACACUCUCCAACGAGAGAAGAAAUGUCGCAGGACCCGGAACUGUCCGCGGAUUGCUACAGGCAGUGGCCAAAAUGAUGUCUGAAGAAAGUGAGCCCAUGAGGCACAUUGAUCUUGGGUCUCCUUCUCUGGAACAACCAGCAGCUGGUCACUGGUUCCCUGGCCCUCCCCCGCCCGUCUACUCCUGUACUCUGACUCCUGAGCUGGUGGCCAAGGCCCGGGAGGAGCUACAGGAGAAGCCAGAGUGGAGGCUAAGAGACGCGCAGGCCCUGAGGGACAUGGUGCUGAAGGAGCAGCCUAACCUCCGGACCAGGCUGGACGAUGCCUUUCUCCUGCGCUUCCUACGGGCCAGGAAGUUUGACUAUGACCGUGCCAUGCAGCUGCUCCUCAACUACCACACCAGCCGGCGGGCCUGGCCCGAGGUCUUCCAGGACCUGAAGCCCUCCACAGUCAAACAUGUGUUAGACCUGGGCUUCCUGACUGUUCUGCCCCAUCCAGACCAUAAUGGAUGCUACAUCCUCUGUCUCAGACCUGGAAAAUGGAAAGCAAAUGAUUAUCCAUUUGAGGACAACAUCCGGGCCAUUUACCUGACUCUGGAGAAGCUGAUUCAGCCAGAGGAGACUCAGGUGAAUGGGAUCGUCAUCUUAGCAGACUACACUGGGGUGGGCUUGUCCCAGGCAUCCAAUCCGGGCCCAUUCCUGGCCAAGAAGGUUGUCAGCAUCCUUCAGGAUAGCUUCCCAAUAAGAAUCAAGGCUGUUAACAUCAUAAAUGAGCCCCGGAUUUUCAAAGGGAUCUUUGCAAUAAUUAAGCCUUUUCUGAAGGAGAAGAUGGCAGAGAGGUACGUUCUCCACGGGUCAGACCUGCGCUCUCUGCACCGCAACAUUCCUCGAUCCGUCCUGCCAGAGGAGUAUGGUGGUGUGGCCAUACACCUUGACAUGUCAACCUGGUCAAAGACAUUACUGGACUCUGAGGAGGAGUUUAUAGUGGAGUUCUGCCAGCCAGAUCCUCUAGAGGGCGUAGUCCUCCCAGACUCCAUGCUGUUUGAAGGGGAGCAGCCUGGUGGUGGUGCCAGGGAUGACGACACCUUCAGGGGGCUACGCUCUCAGCUCUACUACUGUUACUGAUAAUGACCACCACCACCUCUCGCUACUAUGAAGACACUAGCCUGGUCCCAGAUGUGUUUGUGCUGUCUUGCCAACGCCUAUGGUCAUUGAUGUGACAUUGACCAUAGUUGGUAAAACAGAAAACUAGAUCUGGGACCAGACUGAGGACACCACUGUUUAUUUUUUCCACUAAUUGUUAUUUUGACCAAUCACRUCAGAUAUUUUUUUUAUCUGAUUGUUUUUCACUAAUUGGUCUUUUGACCAAUCAGAAUAAGGCUGCCUGUAUAAACGCAGCAACAGUUAUUUAGUAGAAAUCACUACAGGAAGAGCUAAAGAGAUGUCUGGGCCCAUAUUCAAAAAGUGUCUCAGAGUAGGAGUGCUGAUAUAGCAUCAGUUUUUACCUUUGAGAUCAAAAUGAAUAUGGGGCCUACUACACUCCACAUGGCCAAGCAUAAGGCAGCUUUAGGUUCUGGUAAGGAAGCGUUACAGGAGCUGCUAAUGCAUGUUUACUUAUUUAGUAGUUUGUGACUCUUGGUUUUAAAACGGCUCUGAUUUCCAUUGUAAGAUUUAUUUCCUAUAGAGGAAGACGUUCAACUGUGCCCAUUUGAAAUGCCACUCACUUCCACUUUCUCCUUAAUUUCUCAGAAUACACGUACUGAGGCUCUUCAUCUGCAUGGUGAUAUUCAACACUAUGUAGUUACAGAAUACACGUACUGAGGCUCUUCAUCUGCAUGUGUAUAUUCAACCACUGUAGUUACAGAAUACACGUACUGAGGCUCUUUAUCUGCAUGGUGAUAUUCAACACUAUGUAGUUACAGAAUACACGUACUGAGGCUCUUAUCUGCAUGGUGAUAUUCAACACUAUGUAGUUACAGAAUACAUGUACUGAGGCUCUUUAUCUGCAUGGUAUAUUCAACACUAUGUAGUUACAGAAUACACGUACUGAGGCUCUUUAUCUGCAUGGUGAUAUUCAACACUAUGUAGUUACAGAAUACAUGUACUGAGGCUCUUCAUCUGCAUGUGAUAUUCAACACUAUGUAGUUACAGAAUACAUGUACUGAGGCUCUUAUCUGCAUGGUGAU